This is a messenger RNA of Corticium candelabrum, 951 nucleotides long. RefSeq names its product pleckstrin homology domain-containing family H member 2-like. Lineage: Eukaryota; Metazoa; Porifera; Homoscleromorpha; Homosclerophorida; Plakinidae. Bases 119 to 634 code for a protein of 171 amino acids. The record is from RefSeq and is a predicted model, not a curated record. The transcript has 6 exons.
CAACCAUCUGUUAACUUCCAUCAAAAUUGUACGUUCCUCUGCUGCCUAUCAAGAAGAGAAUUGUGUGACAAGACCAACCGCUGCUAACUCGUCGUUGGUGGUCGCUAGUGCCUGCUAGAUGGACGAUUUGGGCUCGUCAGGGUGGGAGGAGCGGUACCGCGAGGCGGAGGAGAGAUGCAGAGGGCUCUCCAUGCAGAUCGAGCGUUUCCAGCAGCAAGCGGGCAGAGUGAGAGAGCUGCUAACGUCCAAGUUGCAAGACAUGGAAAGUCAUAUUAGUGCUUGGAGAGGUCGUGCCGAGCAGGCGGAUGAACAGGUGAAGGAGUUGGAAGAUAAGUUGGAAAUUGCGAGAAAUGAAUUGAGAAGUGCUAGAGAUCAGAUUGAUUUGCUUGAGCAAUGUUGCCGUGACAAAGACAACACCAUGGUUGACCUCGAGAGGCGCCUACUUGAAGAGUCUCAGCAGCAUGGCCGGGUGGUCAACGGAUUUGAGAGCAAAAUGGCCAAGAUAAAAGACUGGGUGGCCAGCAAGUUGCAAGGGGUUUGUGCUGGCGUGGGGUUGUUAGUUCUGUACUGUAAUGUGAUUGUCAUGUGUUUGUGUGUGGGUGUGUGGUGUGUUUGCAGCUGGAGGGCGAACUGAUGUUGUAUCGAGCUAAGGAGACUGAAGCUGUUCGAUUGAUUGGAUUGUUGGACAAAGCAGAAGGAGGUGUGAGCGAGCAACAGAGCAUGUGUCAUGGGUUUGUUUGUCUGCUUGCCUCUUUGCCUGCCUGCCCACUUGUUUGUGUAUCUGUUUGUCUGUCUGUUUAUUUGUCUGUCUGUCUGUUGGUCUGUCUAUUUGUGUGUCUGUCUGUUUGUCUGUUUGUCUAUCUGUGUCUAUGUGUCUGUAAGUUUGUCUGUGUAUGUGUUUGUCCUGUUUGUCUGUCUGUGUUUGUCCUGUUUGUCUGUUUGUUUGUUUGU